GUUACAUAGGAACUGUCGCUGAAAACGUUGUGAAGUGAAUCAACUAUUUCUGACCUGCAUUAGUGCGGCCUUCCAUUUCUUCUGCCAAGAUAUGCACUUCUAGUCUAGUAACUAUUAGGAAAUGGAAAGGAAGAGUGCUUUGUUAACCCGGAAAGACCGUAUUAAAUGUUAGAUGACCUGGCCUUAAGCUGGGUUUUACUGCUCUUCUUCAUGAUUGGCCCCUUCAUUUCGCUUCGCUGCUUUGGUUAAUUUCAGUUACAAGAAGUCUGUGAGGAAGAACUGUUUGGCAGAAGAAAGGCAUAUCUACAAAUCCCAAUCUUCCUUUUCCUUCUUCCCGCAGCAAAGGAUACACAUAAAACCCUCCUCCGCUUCUUUCCCAUAGACCCCAGACAACAGACAAGUACAUCACAAUUCUGGCGGAAUAUUUUGGAGGGCCAGCUGCUUCUGUCGGAGUAUUGGUUAAAAUCUUGGGCCUUCCGGUCAGCCUUACCUCUCCCCUGGCUUGAUUCCUUCGGUUCAAAAUUCGGUUACUUGUCUGUACAAAGUCAAACUCUCGGCUGAAAAGCACUUCUUCAUCAAAAUCACAUGGUGCGACUCAGUAGGCCAAGGCUUCUCAAUUGGUAUUGGGGAGGAUACCCGUUCUCUUUCCAAAUUCAGCAGAAAUUCCAGGCAAUUCAAGAAGGUCAAAGGCACAAAAGCCUUCGAAUGCUGCGAUUCAAGAAUCGAAGUGCUCUGGGAUCUGUCUCAGGCUACGUUUGACAUUGGCCCUGAGCCGGUCAAUGGAUAUUAUGUUACGGUUUGGGUCGAUUCUGAAUUAAGUCUAAUUCUUGGAGACAUGGAAGAAGAAUUAGACGUGAGAAAAAGCACGUCCGGCGUACAAUUGCCAAAAUUUUCAUUGCUUUCCCGGAGCGAACAUUUCUCAGGGAAUGCCCUGUAUUCAACCAAGGCUCAGUUUUGCGACGCGGGAACAUGUCAUGACAUAGUGAUCAAGUGCGUUCGUGAAGACACGGGAUCAAAGGAUUCGGAAUUAUCUGUGACUAUUGAUAAGAAGAAUGUCAUUCACGUGAAGAGGUUGCAGUGGAAUUUUAGGGGAAAUCAGACAAUUUUUGUGGAUGGACUAUUGGUGGAUAUGAUGUGGGAUGUUCACGACUGGUUUUUCAAUCCGUCACCUGGAUAUGCUGUCUUCAUGUUUAGGACGAGAAGCGGGCUGGAUAGCAGAUUGUGGUUGGAGGAGAAAAUGUUGGAGCAGAAGGAACAAGAGAAAGGUGGCUUCUCUUUGUUGAUCUGUGCCCGUAAGACCUCUGACUAACUGAUUUUCCUCCUCCUCAGUUGCCAUUCUAUCUCCAUACUAUUGGGAUCCUUUUUCUCACCGUGUGUUUUUUGCCACGCAAACUUUAGCUUUGUAGAUUAAUUAAGCAUCAAAAAGAAUUAUACGACGAUAUAUAGCAGUUAGGAGACCAAAGAAAAUGAGAUUGAUUUGCAGAUAUUGCCGUUACACUACCAUAGACAUGGCUCCUUCCCAUGGAUUGGACCUUGUAGUUCCUGCUCUGUCUCUGUGAUGAAACGGAUCAUUCCCCAACAUAUAAUUUACGGGAAUGAUUCUCAAUUGUACAGCUUUUACUCAAUUUCCUUUGAUUUUACGAAGAUGAUUGUUCAAUGGAGUGCAGGGUUUAUGGUCCCUCUUUCCCUUCAA
Messenger RNA from Coffea arabica (coffee), 1693 nucleotides. RefSeq lists its product as uncharacterized. The record is from RefSeq and is a predicted model, not a curated record. NCBI's taxonomy places the organism in Eukaryota, Viridiplantae, Streptophyta, Magnoliopsida, Gentianales, Rubiaceae.